GGGGCUGCGGCGCUGAUCGCCCCCGCCCGCCUCUCCUGCCCGCCCGCCGCUCUACCCCACACCAGCCCCUUCCACCUCUGCCGCCGGCAGCGCCAUGGCGGCCCCCAGCAGCAUCGUGCCCGUCAUGGCGAGUAAAACCAAGACCAAGAAAAAGCACUUCGUGGCGCAAAAAGUGAAGUUGUUCCGGGCUAGCGACCCGCUGCUCAGCGUCCUCAUGUGGGGGGUCAACCACUCGAUCAAUGAACUGAGCCAUGUUCAAAUCCCUGUUAUGUUGAUGCCAGAUGAUUUCAAAGCAUACUCAAAGAUAAAGGUGGACAAUCACCUUUUCAACAAAGAAAACAUGCCAAGUCAUUUCAAAUUUAAAGAAUAUUGUCCAAUGGUUUUCCGCAAUUUAAGAGAGAGAUUUGGAAUUGAUGAUCAAGACUUUCAGAAUUCAUUGACAAGAAGUGCACCCCUUGCCAAUGAUUCCCAAGCACGCAGCGGUGCCCGCUUUCAUACGUCGUACGACAAAAGAUAUAUCAUCAAAACUAUAACAAGUGAAGAUGUAGCAGAAAUGCACAACAUACUCAAGAAGUACCAUCAGUUUAUUGUGGAGUGUCAUGGGAAUACACUUCUUCCCCAGUUUUUGGGCAUGUACCGGCUUACUGUUGAUGGAGUUGAAGUAUAUAUGGUUGUUACAAGAAAUGUGUUCAGCCAUCGUUUAUCUGUUUAUAGAAAAUAUGAUUUAAAGGGCUCUACUGUGGCUCGAGAAGCCAGUGACAAAGAAAAGGCCAAAGAGCUGCCGACAUUCAAAGACAAUGAUUUUAUUAAUGAUGGCCAAAAGAUUCAUAUUGAUGAGACUAACAAAAAGAUGUUCCUUGAGAAACUCAAAAAGGAUGUUGAGUUCCUUGCUCAGUUAAAACUCAUGGACUACAGCUUGCUGGUUGGAAUUCAUGAUGUUGAAAGAGCUGAACAGGAAGAAAUAGAGUGUGAAGAGAAUGAUGGAGAAGAGGAAGGUGAAAGUGAUGGGACCCACCCUAUUGGAACCCCUCCAGACAGUCCGGGAAAUACACUGAACAGCUCACUGCCUUUGGCUCCAGGGGAAUUUGAUCCAGCUAUUGAUGUUUAUGGAAUAAAAUCCCAUGAAAAUGCUCCCAGGAAGGAGGUGUACUUCAUGGCCAUUAUUGACAUUCUUACUCAUUAUGAUGCAAAAAAGAAAGCUGCCCAUGCUGCAAAGACAGUAAAGCAUGGGGCUGGUGCAGAAAUUUCAACUGUUAACCCAGAACAGUAUUCAAAGCGCUUCUUGGACUUUAUUGCCAACAUCUUGACGUAACCUAUCAUGUUACAUAGGACAGACACGAGACCUGGGGACAGCAGCAGUGGCUACAAGUGUAGGGGAAAAAAGGAACUCAGAGAAGCACUCAUCUUACAGAAAGCAACCCCUUUGUUUACAUCUGCUGGCAAAGAUGACUGAAGUGGGGUGGAGUACUCGCUUUAACAGCUGCCUGAUAUUCCCAGCAUAGUUCUAGCUAUUUCUGACUCUUUUGUGUGUGCAAAAAAAUUUAAAAUAAUUUAAAUAAAUAGAACAGCUUACUCAGAGUGCACUGUGACAGUAAUACUCUGAUGCUACCAGCUGAAAUGGAAUAAAUGAGCAAAGAGGUGUGGGGUGGGGGUGGGGAAGAGUAAAUGCAUGUUAAAUUUACAAUAUUGAUAUCAAAUUGUAAACUGUGGAUCAGUUUAUAUUUUGAAAAAAGAUACAUGACAGUAUUCUUCAUGAUGAUGAUGGUGAUAAUAAUGAAGACCUUACUGCGAAUGUUACACUUACACCCUGCACACUGGCACUCCUUAAAAACACAGCUGCAACAGCCCUUGGUGCCGGAGGCUUUUCCCAUUUGGUUCCUAGCAGUUGGGUUUUUUCCUUUUCUUUCCUCCCUCUCCCAUUUUUUGUCUUCUUUUUCAGCACAUUGUAUCAGGAAGUUCAGCCUCUCAGACGUCUGAGAGCUGGCAUCUCUUACCUUACAAAGAGCUAACAUAAUUCAUGCUAUGUGUACAUUUUUGCUAUAGUAAACUUACAUUAAGGGAAAACUUUGCUUAUUUCUCUUUGUUACCUGAAGUUUUCAUUUGUUUUAUAUUCUUGCAAUAUAGGAACUAAUAAUGUUACAAGUGUAAAAGUAGCUUAUCUGAAGAAGUGCAUAGUUUUGGGCAAUAGUAGCUUCAUCUUCUACCCAUCCUGAAAAAUGUGCACACUGAUAGAAAUUCCGUUCCCUUGUCAUUUACUGGGAAUUUGAAGUUUAAAUGCUUAUGUUGUACUGUUGAAAUAGCAGUAUUUUAUUAUAGAUUAUCCCUUGAAAAAUGAACCCUGAAUUUUACUGUUUACAUUAUUAGGAAAGCAGGGAUAUUUCUGAAUUUCAGAGCCGUGUACAAUAUAAGACUUUUGAGUUUACAUGUAAAGUUAUUUUGCAGUACAAAUGAAGUAAUGUUUGUCAUCUUCCAAGAGGUAAUAUGCAGUAGUGUACUAAAGUGAAUGUCUCGCUCACCUCCAUGAUAGACUCUUUUACAAUAAAAUGCGAAAGGAUAUUUUGGAGGGAUUUUUCCCAAGCUUGUCUUUCAGUAUCAAAAUGACCUGUCCUACCAUUGACUCAGUUUUGAUUGUAUAGUACAUUGCCUGAAACUGUGCUGAUCAUGUUUAACUUGUUUAAAAUUUUUAAACAACAUUGUAUUCAUUCUCCUCUUGUAUUUUUCCCUGAAAGACUCCAUGCUUGAAAGAGACAAAUUUACAUAUGCUUAAAAGUUUAUCUACUUAUACACUGUGCUAAAGCUGUGCCUUUAAAAUUUCUUUAUUGAAAUUGUUAGAUUUUGUAGGCAACAUAAGAGAAGUCAAACCUCCCUCUCAUUGUUUCUAACUGGGAUCAGGAGUGCCAGCAUGCCUUCUCCAUAACCAGUGUCAGUGCUGCUCAGCCUGCAACUGUGCAUAACCUGUGUUGUGGUUCACUUCAGAGGAGCCCCUGCAACAGCAACCCCUUCAUGACACUUCCAGUGGCCAAAGGCAAUACUAUCCCUGUUGCUGUGUACUAAUUUUUCUUCCUUUCCCCAACCUUUCCCACAGGGUUUUUUGUUACGUUUGACUUAGUGAUGUCUGCAGCACUGUAAUGUAUGUGUAUACUUUUGUAUUGUAUGUAUUUAAAUAAGUUGGUACUGUGGCUUGAUUUUUUUUUUGUCCUCUCCCUAAACACCCUGGUUGUCUGCGUUCUCACCCAAGUUUCGUUUUCUGAAGCUUCUGAAGGUAUGAGGCCACAGGGAGACCCUGGAGUAAAAAUAAGGUACUCAGAGUACAUAUUUAAUUGCGGCCAACGAGUGUACAUUUUAGACCAUUUUAGACAUUUACAGCAAAGCAUUAUUUUUGUCUGUGUAGCAUUUUUGUCACUCGCUCUUGUUGAUAAACUGUUUAUUUGGACAGGGCAAGGAAGGCUCAUUAUUGUGUAUGUUAGUGCUUAGAUUACACUCCAAACAUGAGCAAGGCUUUAUAAAAUAAAGCACUUUGAUGACUCACUAGGUAAA
Passer montanus (Eurasian tree sparrow) is the source of this 3537-nucleotide messenger RNA. It is a transcript of the gene PIP4K2A, whose product is annotated as phosphatidylinositol-5-phosphate 4-kinase type 2 alpha. The record is from RefSeq and is a predicted model, not a curated record. Gene Ontology annotation, biological process: phosphatidylinositol metabolic process. Lineage: Eukaryota; Metazoa; Chordata; Aves; Passeriformes; Passeridae. Gene Ontology annotation, molecular function: phosphatidylinositol kinase activity. The coding region runs from base 95 to 1312 and encodes 405 amino acids. The transcript is spliced from 10 exons.